Messenger RNA from Neocloeon triangulifer, 2221 nucleotides. RefSeq names its product sorting nexin-17 (gene Snx17). The coding region runs from base 171 to 1670 and encodes 499 amino acids. Gene Ontology annotation, cellular component: early endosome. Gene Ontology annotation, biological process: intracellular protein transport. Gene Ontology annotation, molecular function: phosphatidylinositol binding. The transcript is spliced from 10 exons. Lineage: Eukaryota; Metazoa; Arthropoda; Insecta; Ephemeroptera; Baetidae. The record is from RefSeq and is a predicted model, not a curated record.
UCAGCCUGCCACGCCCCCUUUCUCCAUUCACUUACUGCUCAUCUCGUCGACGUAAUAAAACAAUUUUGAUUUCGCGUUGAUUAUUGACCCGAAAAGAAUAUAAUGAGCGCGAUUGCGUGCACCUGUAUCGGUUAACGAGUGUCACCAUGGUGUGAUCUGGUACCGCAAACAUGCACUUCGCGAUUCCGGACACGGUCGAGUUCACCAACUCGGGAGGCUCUGUUUUCGUGGGCUUCAACGUGCACAUCAAUGGCACGUACCACUGCAGCGUGCGCUACCGGCAACUCCUGUGUCUGCACGAGCAGCUCAAGAGGGAGCUCGAGCAGCCGCACUCGCUGCCCCCGUUUCCGCCCAAGAAACUACUCCCGCUGUCCCAAGGUCAGCUGGACGAGCGGCGGUUGAUGCUGGAGAAGUAUCUGCAGACAGCAGCGAGCCAAGACCCGCGCGUGGCCAGCAGCGACCUCUUCAAAGGCUUCCUGCUUUCGGCCCAGCUCGAGAGCAGCAAAGAGACGAGCGCUCCGGUCACCCUGGACGUGCACCUGAUGAGCGGCCAGAAAAUCAGUUUGGAGGUCAUCACCUCGGACCCUUCAGACGAAGUGUUGGAAAAUUUGAGCCAAAAAUUGCACCUAGCACCAGAGUUUGUCAAGUUUUUCUCCUUGUUUUUAAUUAGGAAAGACGAUGACGGCAGCGGUGAAAUUACUGUGAUCAAAAAACUGGAAAAUUACGAAUCUCCGUACAUAUCAUUGAAAAGUUUACCCGGUCUUCACCGCGUUGUCCUCAGGAAGAAUUUUUGGGAUCUGUCUGUGGAGACGAUGCUGGCCGAGGACAGGGUGGCGCUCAACUUGCUGUACACUCAGGCCAUUUGGGAGGUGGAGCGGGGCUGGAUUUUAACCACUAAGGACGUCCGGAACAAACUCUCGUCGCUCCAGUCCAGAGGCGAGAAAAGAGAGUACCUGGAAGUGGCCAAGGGGUUGAAGUACUACGGCUUUGUGCAAUUCGGCGAGUGCUGGUGCGACUACCCGCACAAGGGGACCAGGGUGCUCAUUGCUGCGGGGAACAAGGAGCUCAACUUCCGGGUGCGCCUGCAGUCGCCGGACGCUUCGUCCAGUUCUUCUUCGUCCGACUCUUCCGAGUCGGUCAGCGAAGGCAGCUUCAGAGUGACGAGAAUGCGGUGCUGGAGAAUCACCACUCUCCAUGCUGAUGAAGUAAGUGAGGCUCUGGACAACUGCGUUAGUCCUGGGCCCAGACUCGAGCUUUCCUUUGAAUACUUGAUGGCCAAGGAUCGAUUGCAGUGGAUCACUGUUGUGAGCGAACAGGCGAUCCUGAUGUCGGCCUGUCUGCAAGCCAUGGUGGCCGAGCUGCUGGCCAAGAAGGGCAGUCCGUCGACGCCGAAAGCGCCGAACCGGCCGUGGUCCUUCAUGCGCCGCGACGGCACCUUCCACCGGAUCAGGCCGGUCAUCCGCUCCGUGUCCAGCGACGCAAUUUCCGAGGUGAGCGUGCGGUCGCAAGACUCGACUGUUGGCAGACACGACGAGGGCCGGUCUUCGAUAAAACGCCUCUCCGGGAGACUGUCUGGGAUGUCCCUGAAGGGGCCCAACAGUCCGUCGACCCCUGCGAACCCUUUCGUCGAGAACGACGCGUUCGACGGAAUCGGAGACGACGACCUUUGAGCAGACUGUCAAUCGAUAUUAUCCAAACCGUCCCUGGAUUGGCUCUUGGACUGAUUUUUGGCCAACAAGGAAAAAAAUUUCAAUCAAGUGGAAAAAGGAGUCGGUGCCAAUUUGCAAUGAUUUCCACUUUGUUGCUCAACCAGCAACGUCAGACAUGUUUUUAAUCUCUUUUUACUUAUAUACUGGACGUUUUAUUUGUUAUCCACCCCCAUUCUAUCUUUUAAGCAAAUCCAACUUAUAUAUAUAUAUUUGUUUUUUGUAUUUUUUUCGAGCGGAGCAAAAAGAAGGAAUAUUUUUGUACAGGAUUGAACAGACUGAAUGUGGGACGCGCUACAUAUAUUAUUUGCAACUUGUAGAUGUCACCGAGUCCUUCUUACGCAACAGAUUUUAUAUAUUUACGAUACUUGAUUAAUUUUUGAAUGUUUAGCAAUGACACUUUUGUUGUUUCUCGCAAACAACUGAGGACAAUUAAUUAAUAUUACUCUCUUUUUGUUGAUGUGAUGUUCCCUGCAUCUGGUCUGUGUGGAAAUAAAAUGUCAAGUUGUACUCGG